AUGUCGGGCCCAAGAACGGAACCUUAUGCAAAGACGAAAUCAGGCAUCAACAGUGCUGAGAAGAGGGUAGAAUGCCACGUCCCGACCAGGCCGCGCUCCACAGUCACUGCCCGGUUUCUGAGCGUGACGAUGAAGCGUGACUUCUUUGACGAACUUGAAGUCAAGGAUGAUCAGAGAGCUGGGAGACAUUGUGCAUGUCACAAGCAGGGUAAACAAACAGAGUGUGGGGUGAUCACCCUCAGAUGUGAUGUGCAGCUGCAAGAUCUAGAAAAAUGGCAGAGUGACCUGCUUCUGUCCCAUCAGUUUUAUUUCAUUUAUUGA
This is a messenger RNA of Sorex araneus (European shrew), 321 nucleotides long. RefSeq names its product 40S ribosomal protein S15a-like. The coding region runs from base 1 to 321 and encodes 106 amino acids. The record is from RefSeq and is a predicted model, not a curated record. The transcript has 2 exons. Gene Ontology annotation, molecular function: structural constituent of ribosome. Gene Ontology annotation, biological process: translation. Lineage: Eukaryota; Metazoa; Chordata; Mammalia; Eulipotyphla; Soricidae. Gene Ontology annotation, cellular component: cytosolic small ribosomal subunit; ribosome.